Pangasianodon hypophthalmus (striped catfish) is the source of this 9809-nucleotide messenger RNA. RefSeq names its product proline rich 12a (gene prr12a). The transcript is spliced from 15 exons. The coding region runs from base 1026 to 8546 and encodes 2506 amino acids. The record is from RefSeq and is a predicted model, not a curated record. Lineage: Eukaryota; Metazoa; Chordata; Actinopteri; Siluriformes; Pangasiidae.
GAGGAGGAGGGAGAGUAGGGGGAGAGGAGCAGCACGGCCGCCUUCCAAUAUGGCGUCUUUCGAGGGGGGAAAAUGACUAAUAUUAUGAAAAAAGCAAGGAGGCCUCGGUCUUGACGUCUAACCGAAACCGGUCCUCUUCGAUUCAUGGUGUUUAUUUUUUUUUUGGUAACGAAAUAACGUUAAAAAAAGACAAAGAAACAAAGCCGCAGGAGGAGAGGAGCCGUGGCGGAGCCGUUUGUGGAAACUGAGCGGCAAACCGUCUUAUUUUGAUGCGUCGACAGAGCUAGCUUAGCUCGCGCUCUGCUAUAGCGUUAGCUCACGGGCUAAUCGUGUGUUUGGGUGUGAAAACAGCGCGCGGGCGUUUCGUUGUGAGCCGCUCACGCGCACGGGGUACUUGUAGGCUGUAGGGUAAGUUUGUGGGGGGUUUUUUUAGGGGGGAGAAAUGUAGCGUGUGCGUAGCAGUCGAUGCUGCUCCUCCAUUUUUUUUAUUCCAAUAAAGCAGCCCGAGUGAAGAAAGGGGAGGAGAGACGAGGGGAAAGGACGUGUACGGUCACACGCGCGUGCAUCAGUGCGUCCUCGGGAAAACCGGGGGUGCGUUUUUCAAUCGUUACUUCGGUGUAUCGCGGGAAUGGCAUUAAUUAAGCAGAUUUUGAAAGCGAAAAGGAAGUGAGGUGCGUGCGUGUGUGUGCGUGUGUGUGUGUGUGUGGUUUUUUUGGAGGUGGUUUGGUGAACACCCCCCUGUAUCACGCACUCUCACUCUCCUCCCCUCCAUUUCCCUCUCUCUGUCUCUCUCAAUAUGCUAUUUUUUUCACUCCUGUCCACACACUCGCUUCUCAUCCAGCUAGAAAUGAUCACAAAUUAGCAGCGAUCGCGUCGUUGCACGAAGCCUUUGCACACCCGGAUCUGUUUUUAAUUUAUUUUUUUUUAUUUUGUUGCUCUUCGCUCGAUCAUCACCACCAUCAUCAUCCAUCCAUCCAUCCAUCUAUCCAGCUAUCCAUCCAUCCAUCCAACCAUCCGUGUCAGAAAUGGACAGGAAUUACCCGGGUGCAGGUUUCGGGGAUUUGGGCGCAGGAGCCGGAUGGAGCUACGAGCGAUCGGCUAAAGCAAGUUUGGUGUAUGGUAGCUCCAGAUCUUCCCAUCCAGAGUCUGAACUCCUCCACAGGCAAGCCUAUGCCACUCCCCAUCCCCUACAAGGUUAUGCAACCAAUCACCAUCCAGGCAGCUCUGGACAGGGUGGGGCGUGGGGUGCAGCUGGGAGGAGUCUAGGCUUGUCUGGGCUUUUUGAUGCUGGGCUUCACCAUGCGAGUCCCUCAGGCCCAGACCCUUCUGUUAUGAACUUGAUCUCAGCUCUGGAGUCCAGAGGACCACAGCCACCACCUUCUGCUUCUUCUCUUCUCUCCCAGUUCCGCACUCCGUCGUGGCAGACUGCAAUGCACACACCUGCCCCUGCAGAGCUUUUCAUCUCUGGUGCCCUUCCUGGUUCUGGGUCAUUCCCAUCAUCCUCUGCCUUAUCAGCCUACCAGCACCCAGCUUCAUUUUCUGGACGCUCUUUUCCUGGGGUGACCCCCUCACUCUCUUUACAGGACACUCCUACAUUCAGCCCCACCUCAAAUGGCCUCUUGUCUCCCCAUGAUCCUUUGCUGCACAUUAAGACGCCCUCUCAGUCAAGUCUGGGCUUUGAUCGUCUGUUGUCAUCUCAGGGUGCUGCUGCAGCCUACCGUGGGAGCCAUGAUCCUAGUGGUGGUAGUGGUGUUACUUCUGCUCAGGCAUCCUCAGCAGCUUCAGCUUCUGCACGUCAUCUGCAGUCUCACCAGUUUAACCUGCUGUCCUCACAGCUUCAGGACCAGUCCUCACAAUUAUAUAGUGCAUCGGUGUUCUCAUCUGCUCCAGCUCCACCUCAGCCAGCCUCCCAGGAGCGGACCGUACCACGACAAGACAGUGUCAUUAAGCACUACCAGCGUCCCUCGCCAGCACAAGCUCCCUCCUCCACACCUCAUCCCCUCCAGCAUUACCUCAGUUGUGGAGUGUCUGGGUAUCAGCAGGCCCCUCAUCCCCGUCAUGCUGGUCUCUCCUGCAGUCCAUUGGGAGAGCACAGCCCUUCCUCUGACCAUAAGCCUUCCCCCAGGACAGAGCAGUACCGACCCAUUAUCCAGCCUUCUUAUGGGUCCUCCUCAUCGUCAUCCUCUGGUGGGCCUGGGAAGGCAGCAAAAAGCAGUUCCAGUAGUGGUUACUCUUCCUCUGGCUCUGGGUCGUCCUCCAGAACUCCCCAUACACCACCUUCUGCAUCCUCUGCUUCAUCAUCUUCCUCAUCAUCUUCUUCCUCUUCAGCAUCUGCCAGUGCAAGGCAGUCUAACUCCAUUCCAAGCUCUACAUCUGCGUCUGCAUCCUCUCGGCAGCAGCCACCAACCCAGUCUGUGCCUCCUCCACAAACACAUUCCCAGCCUGCUCCCAGCACCAACUCCUCUCAACAGACACUUCCCAAAGCAUGUCUCUCAGGCUAUGGCUCUCCAGUGGCUCCAGUUAAGUCAUCUAAUAGUCUGACAGGCCAGACCCCUCCCCAACAGCAGCCUCAGUCUUUCUCUCCCAGCCAGCCUCCAUCACACUUAUCUCAGUCAUAUGCGGGGUUCAGUUCCCCACAAACACAUGAUCUCCCUUCAGCCAGGACCUCUGGAGUAGCAAAAGGAUAUGGGAAUCUGGGAAGCCAGUCAUUUUCAUCAGAAUCAGUAUAUGGGACAGAUUCAGGUUAUGGCUCCCUGCCUCCAUCACUGGGGGGAGCUGGAAGCCCCUCCAUGGGCUAUGCUGCCUCAGGACACUCUCCUGCACUCUUACGUUCAGGGGCAAGUGGGGGAACAGCUGGUGGAAGCAGCAAUGGAGGAAGUAACAGUACAGGAGGUGGAAAUAAUGUCGCUGGCGGAGGAGGGUCUUACCAUAUCCCUGAUUCCAGCCCAUCUCCAUCUGGCAACUCUGGAAUCAUUCGCCCAGGUCUACAUUCUCCUGCGCCUUCACGACCUGCUCAGUCACCUGUUGGAACAGGAUCCAACAAAUACUUGUCAUCUGUUCUCUCUCCUUCCUUCUUACCCUCCCCACAAGGCUACCCAGACACCCGAGGACCUCGAUCACAAUCGUACCAUCCCUCUGCACCUCCCAAAAACAAGUCUGAUACAAGCCUGCUUGGUGUGACAGAGUCUCGACCGCAACAGGAUGAUGACGACGACGAUUUCCUCAUCCAACAUCUACUUCAGGCUCAGAGCCCUACUCCUCAAGCAUCCCAUCAUCAUCCCCCUCAAAGCCAUCAUUCCUCACAGUCUACACAACAACCACCAGUACUUCCAACCCAAGAUGGAAGCAAGGGUUUAUCCUAUGAGAUGGGCAAGAGCUCAGAGGAGCGAUAUCAUCUUCAAAGUGUUAUUCGAACUCAUAGUGCCACUUCAAAUGCUGCAGUGUCUGGAACAGGGAAUGGAGCAGGCCUGGACAGUCAGUUGGAAAUGUCUUUAAAAAAGCAGCAGCAUCAGCAGCAACAUCAGACACAACAUCAACAGCAGCAACAGCACAAACAUCAACAACAGCAGCAGAAGAACAGCAGAUCUGUCACAGAUGGAGGAGGACGAGGGAACCCAGAACAAACUCAUUCCCAUUCACAUCAUCACCAUGACUCAAUGGGCUCAGUGGUCCACUAUGGUCGGGGUGAUCCUUAUUCCCAGCAUUCUAUUUCGCAGCAUCCAUCCUCUCACCAUCAACACACUCCACACACACCUACGCAUUCUCACUUGCACUCUCAUCCCCAUAUGGAUCUUCAGAAAAAGCCCCAAGAAUCUGCAGAUAUGGCCUACAUUCGCAAGACACCUGAUCUGCAGCAGCACCACCACCAACAGCAAUCAGGACAUCAUCAGUCUCAUCAGCAACAACACCAACAGCAGCAGCAACAACAGCAUCAGUCUCAAUCUCAAACGUUAAUGGAGUCUCCAACAGAUCAGUCCCGUCAGCCUCCUCAUUUGUUACAGUCGGUGCUCUCCCACACAACCCGCAGCAAAAUAGACACUCAGCAACAGCAACACCCUGCUAGCCAGCAGGCUUUAAUGGAAGCAGCAGGUGGUGUUACAGCAGCAGAAACCCAUUCCCAGCCUCAAGCAUCUCAACUACAACUUCAACUCCAGACCCAAGCUUUGGAAGCUGCUAGUCACUAUAGCCAUGGUUCUCAGCAGCAGCAGGACCAGAACCAUCCAAAAUCUACCACAGUGUCUUCUCUGGACAUGCUGGAGCGCUCCCUUUCUCGAACCUCAAGUCAGGAAGGAGGAAUGGUGGAUGAUAGAGCAGGAAAUGAGGGAGGCAGAGGAAAUUCUGGAGCUGGAACUGGAGGAAAUGUUGAGAGACACAGAUCCCAGGAGCAACAGAGACUUUCAUCUCAUCAUCCUUCACAACACCAUCCCUCUGAGUUACAUUCGUAUCUUUCUGAGCCUGACUUGGGCUUAUCUACCCCCUCACAUGGGCAUCACCUUUCCCAUCACCACCACCAAUCGCAGCAACCCCCUCAAGCUCAACACCCAAACUCCCACCACCAUGCUCACCCUCAGCACCAAACUCAACAGAGCCAUCACCACCUUGCUUCUCAAUCAACCUCUGCAACUGCACAGCAGCAAGAGCAGUCUCACUCUUCCCAUUCCUCUCAGCUUCCUCAAGCUCAGCUUGACCAGCAGCAUCAAGGAGACCAUCACUUUGACUCUAGGGGCUCAGCAGUGAAGUCAAAUACAAAUCAGAAUCAGUCCCAUCAGAACCAGAGGUUUGUUCCGUUAACAUCUAUUUGUUUCCCAGACUCGCUCCUUCCAGAUGAAGAGCGUUCUUUCUUUCCUGGCAUGGAGGACAUGUUCUGCCCCGAUGAGUUCAAGACAAGCUGCUCUGGGGGAACAGGGCAGGGUCAAGAUGGAGUUUCUCAAGCCCAGACAGGACAAGAAGGUAUGGAGGGCAUAAAAUCAACUGCAGAAGGUGGAGGGGAUGAUACAGGUGCAAGCUAUGACAUGCUUGGUCACCCUGGCGAUCAAGAUUAUGGGCAGUAUUGCCACGAUCUUGCAGAGCCUGACAACGGAACCAUGCACCUUGACCUUGACUCCUUGAAGACGCAUGAGCUCCCAUCAACAGUCAAUACAGAGCAGCUUGGACUGAUCCAGUCUCAGCCAACUAGCCUUGGAAUUGGAAGUGGUCCAAAUGUCGGGGAGGGAUCUGGUGCUAAGAUGGUAAGUUCUGGAGGUUCUGGUUCUGGAUCAGGUGGACUCACUUCUCCAAUCUUCUGCUCAUCUCGACCCAAAAAGCUCCUGAAGUCAAGUUCUUUCCACUUGCUGAAGGAGAGACCUGAUCCUAAUUCCCUUCCCAAAAAGAGCUAUGCACAAGAGUAUGAAUUUGAGGAUGAUGAAGAUAAGGCUGAUGUUCCUGCUGACAUUCGACUCAAUAGCCGAAGACUUCCUGAUUUGAUUCCUGACCUUGUAUCCAGCUGUCGGAAAUCUGGUGGUGGAACUAUGAGUCCCCUAAUGGGUGACUUGGAUUUUGGAUAUCCCUCUCUUGGUCCACCUCCACAAUUACUUCCCCACGAUGGACCAAAAAAGAGAGGCAGGAAGCCCACCAAGCCCAAACGGGAAGGUCCCCCAAGGCCUCGUGGCCGCCCACGCAUACGCCCUUUGCCUGAGCCCCACCACUCCAGGGCCAUGAUGGGAGAAUGUGGAACAGGUUAUAUUCCUGAGAGAGGCAGGGGUAGAGGUAGAGGCAGAGGCAGAGGCAGGCGAGAUGACUCUAUGAUGGACCACAAAGAUCAGAGUCAGUUGUAUCAACAACACAUGCAGCAACAGCAAAUGCAUCACCAGCCACAACAGCAGCAACAGCACCAAGAGCCAAUCAAACCUAUCAAGAUCAAGCUUCCUAUUGGCACCAUGUCAUCUUCUGAUGCACUCUUGCGGACAGAUUCUUUGUCUGGUACUGAUCCAGCCCUCUCAGAUGGUUCUGUUGGCUCUGCCCCUUCUUUGGGUCUGAGUCCAGGGACACCAGGAGUGCCUGAAAUGAACAGACCUAUAGACAAGAACAAGGCCAAAACUCAAGAUAUGGAAGAGAAAGAUUCUGAGAAGACUGGCUUUGUGGCUUCUUUUUUGGAUUUUCUAAAAUCUGGGAAAAGGCCAGGGAGCAGCUCUGGGAAUGGUGAUUCAUCUCCAGGAAAAAGCGGAGGUAUCCAUCCCAUAUCUCCUCAACCACCACCUCCACCAGCACCUACAGCAUCGUCUGGUUAUGGGGAUAGUGAAGGCGAUGGAGGGUUGUCUUUGGGUGGUUGCCCAAGUCCUUGCAAGCGCUUGGAUGAAGAGCUGAAGAGGAAUCUGGAAACACUUCCGUCUUUUUCCUCAGAUGAAGAAGACUCUGUGGGGAAAAACCAGGACCUCCAAAAGAGUAUCUCCUCAGCCAUCUCUGCUCUAUAUGACACUCCACAGCUAAGCACCUCUUCAAUGCAGCCUCCCUCUCUCCCUCCACCUCCUCCUCCAAUUCCUUCUACACCACUGACACCAACACAACAGCCACCUUCCCUUAGUCCACAAACCCCAACACAUAUGCACACACAGUCUUCUUCACAUACACAUGCACAGUCUAUUGAAUCUGCAAUAUUGUCAAGAGAUGAGCAAGGUGAUGAGAUUGAGGAGGAAAAAAUGAAGGAUGAAGACGAAGAAGAGGAGCAAGACAAAAGAGUAGAAGAGAAAGUCCCAGAAAUGGAGUUGCUGAGUGUUCCAAAAGUAGGAGACUCACCUAAAGAAGCUUCUCAGGCAGCAGCUCCCCAUUCGCUUCCACCUCUCUUUCCAUCAUCCCCUGCAUCUUCAUCUUCACCCUCUCCACCACCUCUUCCUCCACUCUCUCUCCCCUCACCCCUUCCUGAGCUGGAGGACAACCCAUCUCCACCACAGAAACCUCUAGUUCAGCAGUCUUCACCUCCAGCCAGCCCUCUUGCCCCCUCCUUACCUGUCCUCUCUCCUCCGCAUCCCCUGCCAGUAGCCUCUCCUCCACCCUCUGAGACGCCCACACCCCCAAGCCCCCCUCGACCUCAGCAGCUUGCUCCAGCUCCCCCAUCCCCAGAAGAGCCCCCAGCACCUCAAAUCCUGCCAUUACACCUGGCGCAGAAACAGAGCGGUGCUGCCAUUGCAGGAGAGACGGACGAGGAUGAGAGUGAAAGUGGAGGAGAGGGUAUCUUUAGAGAAAGGGAUGAAUUUGUGGUACGGAUAGAAGACAUCAAAACUCUGAAGCUGGCCCUGCAGACAGGUCGGGAGCCUCCGCCCAUCUGGCGUGUACAGAAAGCUCUGCUUCAGAAGUUUGCACCAGAAAUUAAAGAUGGACAGAGACAGUUCUGUGCCACUAGCAAUUAUCUUGGUUACUUUGGUGAUGCUAAAAAACGGUACCAGCGGUUAUAUGUGAAAUUCCUGGAGAAUGUGAAUAAGAAGGACUAUGUACGAGUUUGCUCUCGUAAACCCUGGCACAGGCCGUCUGUGACACUCAGACGGCAGUCACAGUCUCACCCAGUCCCAAAGAUGACCCCACCUCCCAACAAUCAGACAUUGCCUCGCGUUGUGAGAGAUGAGAAAGACAAAGACCGGGAAAAGGUGAAAGAGAAGGAGCAGCGUGACAGCAGAGAGAAGAACAACAUCAAGGCGAAAGAGCAGCAAGAGAAGGAACGGGUGACGAAAAUUAAGGAGCGAGAAGAAAAGAAAGACAAAGAGAAGAAAAUGCCACCACCUCCUGCACCCCAGAAGGCAGAGAAACGAGCAGCUGUGACAGAACAAGGGAGAAAGGAGGAGAAAAGGGCAGCAGGAGUGGAGCGGAAGAUGGAACGGCCCACAAAACAGCAGCCAGUGAAAGUAAAGGCCGAGCCUCCACCUAAGAAGAGAAGGAAGUGGCUGAAAGAAGUGCCCUCGUCGUCCGAUUCCGAUUCUUCCGCCAGCGAUGAUGAGAUUUCUGUGAGAGCAGGCCUGAAUACUCGAGCUAUGCGAGAGAUGUACCGAAGCUAUGUAGAGAUGCUGGUCAGUACAGCUCUGGACCCUGACAUGAUACAGGCACUGGAGGACACAGAGGAUGAACUGUACCUGCCUCCAAUGCGGAAGAUUGACAGCAUUCUCAGUGAGCAGAAGAGGAAGCUUCUGAAGCGAGUCAGCAUGAACCCCCAACACCAGGAGGCCCUAAACACUUUUCCUCAGAUAACAGCAGAGCCCUUGGACUCAGGAGCUGUGAGGGUCAAACUUGGCGGGGAGUGCUAUAACCGAAAAACCCUGAACCGUGUCAAGAAGAGUAUUCCUAAACCACAGGACAUCAAGCUGUCAACAGAGACAUGUCGACUCUACAGCUUUUACCAUUCUCUGCAUCAUUACAAAUACCACACCUUCCUAAUCUGCAAAAAAGAGACCAACACUAUAGAACAGGCGUCAGAAGAUCCUGGGCAAGAGGAGGUUGUUCAGCAGUGCAUGGCCAAUCAGAGCUGGCUGGACACACUCUUCAACGCCUUCUUAGAACUGAUGACCCUCAGUGCCAAAGCCUGACAGGAUGAAAGCGUUCGAGAGGGGGGCCAGUGAGAGACAAAGGACAAGCCCUAAGGAUGCAGCAGGCUCUUGUGGAACAAAGGACAUGGAUUUGUUUUCACAUAGCCCCCCAGUCCUCUCCUAUUGUUUUUCUUGAGGCGUUUCUUAAGACGAUUGUGAUACAUGACCAGGCAAUAGAGCCACCUCUCAGCAGGUAGCUUUUGGCAAGUAAACUAAUCAGCUCUUCGUUACUGAAGUCAAUGAGAGCAUAGUUUUUGUGCUAAACGGAUUAAAGGCAAAACGGAGAACAUAUUUACAUACAUAGACGUGACCAAUUUUUUUGGGGAGUGGGCAGAUGCGUCGAUGGAUUGAUCCCUUCGCUGCGAUGAAUUUGCUAACUGACAGGUGAACAGAAAAACUGAAGUUGACUGAAGUAGAAUACUGUACAAAUUUUACGCGUUGAUUUGGAAAAACUUUGAACAUUUGGAAUUUAAAGACGUUGCAAGGAGGAAGUCUGUUACAAUUUGAAUUUUACACAGAUUAUUUUUUAAGACUACAAACUUUUAUUCUGCAUUUUUUUUCCUUGAGUGGAGGGGUGACGGUUGUGCUUUAUAAACGAGUGAAGAGUGCCGUGCAAAAGGAAAACUGACAAUGAAAAAAAAUGCUAAACAGUGUAACACUUAAUGCUACAUGAGUGAAACAAGAGAGCUAUACGCGCAUUUCUAUUAUUUAUAUAAAGACAUUUCUAACAGGAGCUUGCACAUACAGUAUAAAGCAGCAGUGCUUCAUUAUUCAUUUCAUAACAUUAUGUUCAGAUGCCAUACGCCAAAAAAACGUGUUGUCAAAUUCAGAGCUGUCUUCCUUCAGGCUCAUGAAGAGUUGGCGGUAACACAUGGCAUUGUUUUUGUCUGUAAAAGAGUAAAAGAAAGAGAUAAAAUAUCUUUCAGCUACGCAAAACUAUAUUAUUUCAGUGCAUUCUUCAGAAGAUGGACAUGAAAAUAAGAGCUAACUAUAGCAUUCAAUUCCCACUAGGGAAAAAUUAUGUAUUAGUAAUAUUUAAAUAGGACCUUUUUUUUUGUUUUGUUUCAUUUUUAACUGUUUGUCCAUUGUCUGUAUUAUGAGUAUUAUUUUGGAACAAUCUAAUACUGUGCUUCUUUUGAAAACCAAGCCUUUGUGUAAAUACUGUACAGCUCUUCACUCAAAAUACAGUUCUUCUGUACAUGGACUAUUCCUGUAUUUGACAAACAAAUAAAAUCAAGGAGCGUAUAAUGUCUCAUAAAAAUA